This is a messenger RNA of Schistocerca piceifrons (Central American locust), 1816 nucleotides long. Its product is annotated as 2-aminoadipate transaminase. Bases 279 to 1643 code for a protein of 454 amino acids. The transcript is spliced from 7 exons. Gene Ontology annotation, molecular function: L-2-aminoadipate:2-oxoglutarate transaminase activity; pyridoxal phosphate binding. Gene Ontology annotation, biological process: biosynthetic process. NCBI's taxonomy places the organism in Eukaryota, Metazoa, Arthropoda, Insecta, Orthoptera, Acrididae. The record is from RefSeq and is a predicted model, not a curated record.
GUAGUGCUGUGUGCGCAAUCAGUUGUCACGCGAACGGCUGUGAGCUGACAGACAGAAAAGAGUUGGACCUGCCAGUACAAUACAGUAUCUCUUCUUUUUUUCCCCUCGCAAGCAAUGCGUUCGAUAUGGAAUGUGAAGCCGAAUUAACACAAGUACAGUGAAACUGAACGAGAAAAACCCCCUUUCGUAAAGGAUCACAGUUUGUGAUUGUAUACCAGCCUUGUGCGUCCGGGAGUUGUACAGUGAUAACACGUAAUAGGUGUCACGGGGUAGAUAACAUGCUUUUAAUGAACAUGCGGCGCGUUAACGUCGCAGGAUGCACUAAUCUGUUAAGGAAGCUCGUUCAGCUGAGAACCAUGAUGGACAGCACGAAAGCAAGCGACGAUCCGCAUCUCUUGCAUCUGUUCGAUGGAGGGCCUGUUAAUGUUUAUUCUAAGGAUCACGAUAAUUUGUCCGUUGGUGCUCCAGGCCCAGAUCUCCUGAGGCUUUGUGUGGAAAUCAUGCAAAACGCGACACUACACAGAAUGGAAAGUGAGAAAGAAAAUCCGUAUCUUUUCCAAUAUGGUAUUCCUUGUGGACUCUGGGAAUUUAGAGAAGAUCUUUCUCAUUUUCUAUCAGAACUUUAUGGUGGAAAUGUGAACAGGAAAGAUCUUGUGCUAACAUGUGGGGCAACACAUGGUCUUCAGCUGAUACUGGGGACAUUCCUGUCUCCAAAUGCUGUUAUAUUUGUUGAGGAGGCUACAUACAUGAUUGCAUUGUCAGCUUUCAAACAGUAUCCUUUGAUGAAAAUAGUUCCAGUUCCUUUGAACAACGAUGGUGUUGAUACAGAGGCAUUUAAGAAAAUUGCUCUUGAAGAAAAAAGUAAAGGGAAAUGGAUGACAGAUGAGCAAAGACCAUUCUGGGCUGUGUUCUACACUAUCCCUCUAUUUCACAAUCCUACUGGCAUAACUAUGUCGGAAGGCUGCAGUCAAUCCUUAAUACAUAUGGCACGAGAACUGGACAUACUUAUUGCCUGUGAUGAUGUAUAUAACUUACUAUAUUAUGGCAGUAAAGAGUAUCCUCCUAAAAGAUUGUUUGCUUAUGAUACUGAAAUUGAUGGUUAUGGGGGAGGCCAUGUUAUAUCAAACUGCAGUAUUUCUAAGAUUAUGGCUCCAGCACUGAGAGUUGGCUGGCUUGAAGCUCCACCUAGACUGACAAACAUCUUACGAGAAUCUGGUGUGUUAGUCAGUGGUGGAGGAGUCAAUCAGUAUAUGGCGGGAUUAAUCACAAGUGCUAUUAAACUUGGUACUCUAAAGAGUCAUCUUAAUGUACUGAAAAAGACAUUUCAAGAUCGCAUGUUUUCAUUGUGCGAGGUGUUGUCCAAAAAUCUUCCAGAUGGUUGCAGUGCAAGGAGACCAGAUGGAGGCUAUUUUGUGUGGAUUGUUUUGCCAGAAACUGUAGAUGCAAAUGAUUUUCUUCCAUGGUGUAAAGAAAAUUACAAAGUUUCUGCUUUACCUGGGAACAUAUUUUCACCUGUAGGAAAAUUCAGAAACUGUAUAAGGCUUGCAAUUUCUUUUCAUGACAAAGAAAGAUUAAGUGCAGCUGGAUACAGACUUUGUCAAGCUCUUACAGAAUACUUUAAAAUCAAUUCUAUAGUUGUUUAGCAUAUUACAAAAAACAUUAUGUUGACUAACAAUUUUGUCAAGUACUUAGUAACAUCUGGUAAGACUUACUGGGAAUGUUGUGAGUGGAAAUUAUAAGUGUGUCUGCAUAUAUAAUAUACAACAGCAUGGGCAGUACAUGGUAAAGGGUAUCAUAUAUAGAAUAAAGAAAGCUA